CCAGCCCCAGGGGCCUCGUCACUGGGCGUCAUUGGCUCAGGCAUCAGGGCCCUCAUCACCCUCUCCCGCCUGGGUCCGGACGGGCGGCGGCGGUGUCGUCGUCAGGGGGCGGAGCCGCCCUGGGCGCCCUUUGUCUGUGGAGGCGGGUGCUCAACCUGAAACUGCUCAACCAGGAGGCAGAUUUGAAUAUCAUAGUGAAGUCUGUACAUGAAGGAUUGAUGCCUUUAGGGAAAAAAACGAAUGUAAUAGCCACUUUCAGGAACCUCUGCAUCUCAACUCUGCAUGAACAAGGCAAGAUUCUGAGAGUGGCUGCUCCUGGGAAGCAGAAGUCAUUCUCAUGGAUAUCCACUGGCUCCUGACCCUCUCAUGAGUUGAGGCACCUUUAAUACCUGGGAGUGGCUGUUUCCUAUAAGGCACUGGGAAAAAUCAGCCUUCAGGGACUGACAAGGAUACUGAAGCUGCUAGUACUGGUGUAUCUCCUGACUGUCAUGCUAGAAGAGAACAAGGCUUUGGGGACAUUACAACUUAAGAACUGCAAAGAGGUGUAGUCAUCCUGGUGGAGGACUGAAUCCAGUAAUGCCUUCUCAGAAUGCUGUACUUUCCCUGGAGGGAAACAUGGAGAAGGAAAUGAAUGUUGGAUCACAGAUACAGCGGUCUCAGUGAAGCUAUGUGACUCUUGAGGCUGGAUGAUGAAAGCUGGUUCUCUUGGGAGUUUUGCAUUUGGGGUCCAGCUACCAUGCCGUGAGGAAGCCCAAGCAGCCUGUGGAGAGGCCCGUAUGGAGAGAACCUGAGGCCCCUGGUUGAGCUCACAGCUGACAGCCAGCACCAACUUGCCAGCCACAUGAAUGAGCCUCUUAAAAGUGAAUCCUACAGCCCAAAGUUGAGCCGCCCCAGCUGAAACAAAGUGGAACAAAGAUGAGCUAGUCUCACUGAGUCCUGCGCAUGUUACAGAUUCUGAAUCACUGACAUUCCAGGACGUGGCUGUGGACUUCACCAGAGAGGAGUGGGACCAGCUAUACCCUGCUCAGAAGAACCUCUACCGAGACGUGAUGCUGGAGAACUAUAGGAACCUGGUUGCACUGGGGCAUCAACUUUAUAAGCCAGAGGUGAUCACUCAGUUGGAGCAGGAGGAGCAGUGGAUGAUGGAAACAGACAGCCCACCAGACACUCAUCCAGAUGGGGAGAAUAGUCCAGAAAUAAAAAAAUCAAACCAGAAUAUUUCUGAUGAAAAUAAAACCUGUGACAUGCUAAUGGAGAGAUUAACAGGAGACAGUUUCUGGUACUCCAUCUUAGGUGGACUCUGGGAUUUUGAUUACCGGUUAGAAUCUAACCAAGAAAACCAGCAGAGACAUUUAGGACAAGUAUCUUUCACUCACAAAAAGAUCACACAGGAGAGAAGCCUUGAAUGUAAUAGAUUUGGGGAAAACUAUAAUCUGAACUCAAACCUUGUUAUGCAUCAGAGAAUUCCUUCAAUUAAAAUACCCCUUAAUUCUGACACACAAGGAAAUAGCAUCAAGCAUAAUUCAGACUUGACUUACUAUCAGGGAAACUAUGUAAGAGAGAAUCCUUAUGAAUAUAAUGCGUGUGGAAAAAUCUUCAAUCAACAUAUUCUUCUUACUACUCAUAUUCAUACUGAGGGGAAACCCAGUGAAUGUGGGAAGGCCUUCAGUCAAAAGUCAUCUCUUACUCAACCUCAGAUAGUCCUCACAGGAGAGAAGCCCUAUAAGUGUGAUGAAUGUGGGAAAAGAUUCAGCCAGAGGAUACAUCUUAUUCAACAUCAGAGAAUUCACACAGGAGAAAAACCUUUUAUAUGUAAUGAAUGUGGGAAAGCCUUCCGUCAACAUUCAUCCUUUACUCAACAUCUGAGAAUUCAUACUGGAGAGAAGCCCUAUAAAUGUAAUCAGUGUGGUAAAGCCUUUAGCCGUAUCACAUCCCUUACGGAACAUCAUAGACUUCAUACUGGAGAGAAACCUUAUGAAUGUAGUUUUUGUGGGAAAGCCUUCAGCCAAAGGACACAUCUUAAUCAGCAUGAGAGAACUCAUACAGGAGAGAAACCCUAUAAAUGUAAUGAAUGUGAAAAAGCCUUCAGCCAGAGUGCACACCUUAAUCAACAUAGGAAAAUCCAUACUCGGAAGAAAUUAUGUGAAUAUAAUAAAUGUGAGAAAACCUUAAGCCACAGUCCUUCACUUACUCCUCAGCACAUAACUCAGAAUUUUUAGCUUUGUCCUGGCGGGGGUGGGGGUGGGGUAAGGGACUCAUAUGAAUAUAUAAAUGUAGGAAAAUUUUGGUCAGACCUUUUCAUCCCACGCAAUAUCAUAUUAUUCAUAGUGGGGAGAAAGGUUAUAAAUAAACUUUUAAUGUGUAGAAGCCAAAUAAAUUUAGAUCUUAAACUAGUAGCAUAUUAUAUUCCCAGAAGAGGUUAUAAAUAGUGAAAGUAAUUUAUUUUAUAAACAAGAUUAUAUGAGGAGUCAUGUUCCAAAACUUUUCUUAAUGACCAGAAAUCCUGUAGGCAAUAACCUAUGAUUAUUUCCCUGUGAUUUUUAUAGCAUAAAGUUUUUAAAUUAUAUAAACAUUGAUUAAUCAAGGCAAUGAUAUGGUAUAACCAGUCACAUAAACUUGAAAUGAACAGAAAAGAGCAAUAUUUCUUAAACUUCAGUCAUUUGUAUGCAUCCUUUACAGAUUUUACCAUAUUCAGUGUUUACUUAAUAUUUUCCUUUAAAGGGACUCAGAAUUUUUAGCCUUGUCCUAGGAAAUAUUAUUUAUGGAAAUUGUGAGUUCUAUAUGCUAAUUAUAUUCUAAUUUCCAGCAAAAUAAAUAUAUAACUUUGAAAUUGAAAAUAUCCAUUGAUGUACCACCUAAGUCUUCUGACCAUUUUUUGAAAAGCCAUGUGAGAGGAUAUGGCAGUAUUAUGUUAUUUUUUAGGAAUCCUUGCAUUAUUUUCAUCAAACAGGUCCUAGGAUCUUUAAGAAGAGUCUUGGAGGAGACUGAGGGUCAUAUUGAUGAACUUUGAAAAGUGAUUCAGAGAAGUCUACUUUUCUAUCCUGUUAUUCUAGUUUUAAAUUUCCCUGUAGCAAACAUAGAUUUUUGAACUAAAAUUGUCAUUUCUGUUAUUAUUGCAGAUUUGAAUAGAGAGAAGGUUUUAUUUUAUAAUGACAGGGGCUUUAUAAGAAUCCCUACACCUCCCUGCACCACUGUGGAAGAUGGAAGUAGGGCACCGUACCAGAGGAUGAGUGGUGGUGCCACACUGAGGCUAAGAACCAGGGAAGAGCCUUACUGGCUUAUAUAAACAACUAAAGAAGUGUUACUAAUUGGCUUAUUAAUUCGUUUUAUUUAUUGAAAUAUAUUUAGGUACCACCUUUUUCCAAAAAGAAUUUAAGGUGUUUUAAUUUGAUUUUUAUGAUUACUGCCUUGUUUGACAGAAAUCACUUUUUGACAUUACAAAGCAUCGUAAAUAUAAACUGUCAUAAGCCAUGAACAGCUGCAACUAGGAGGCUGCUUCUGUUUCUUGGCUUUCUGUUUUUCUCUCGGUCUUCUCAGGUACGGCUGAAGAAGCCAUGAGGCUAAGUAAGAAUGCAGUCCCCUUGCUUUCUCACCUUCCUUCUAACAUAUCUCCCAGCUCAAGACUUCCCCCUUUUUUUUUCCCUGUGAAGGACUAGAUAUCACAGGCCUUAAGUGAAAGCUGGAAUGAUUUAAAUUUUUUAAAAAAUUAAAACACUAAAAACCAAGAAAGAAAUGAAAUGAAUUCAUUUCAUCAUGGAAGUUAAACUUUUCAAAGUACAUUUAUGUCCCAUGCAUCAGUGGAUGAAAUAGUUAAUAAAACCCCAAGUUACUGUAGUCAUGGAGGAUUUCUAAUAGUAUUUUGUGUUCAGAUAUCUGUGAAAUGGAGAUCCAUUGUCAAGACAUAUAAGUUCUGGAAGUGUCUCUUCACCAAAAGGAUCUACAUUGAACAUUUAUUUACCCUAAGGAGGCAGAGUAUAGAGCACUCAGGUUUCAGGAAGAGAGAGUGAGCCAAGGCGAAGUCUCAGGUAGCAGAGGUAUGUAUGAAAAGAAGUAAUGGUUAAUUACAAUUGGUGAAGCCUUUGAUCAAAGUUUAAUUUUGCAACUGGGGGGCGGGGGGGGGCGGAAACCUGAAUAAUCCACAAAGAGUGCUAAGGGCUUCAAUACAAGGCAUUGUAUCUCAGCACAGGGGAAGAAGGAGAGCACUAUGGGAUUUUUCAGGAGAGGAUCAGCAGAAUUUGGACAGUUUCAGAAAAGAGGAGUCGGGACUGAAGAAGACCAGUUGGCCAUGGAUUUUCAGCAAUUCUUCAUAAAUAGGAAUUAUAAAAUUAGAAGCCUAUUAUAUAUCCUUAGGGUCAUAAAUGAUUAUGCUUAUGUUAACUGUACAGUAAACUAUGUCAUUCUGGUGUGAAUUCAUUCUCAUGUCCUUUGUUGUCUUCAACAUGUUCCAAGUUAAGUGAAUCCUAAAUAUAUUUAUUACAUCAAAAUUCAAGGAAGCCAUAGGAGUAGUACUCAUUCAGAAACCUGUUGUUAUGAUUUAUUUCUGUGUAGGAGGGCAAGAUAUUACCCUUUUACAUAUAUUAAUUCAUUUGGUCCAUCCAAACAGGUGUUGUUGCCUUUCUUUUAUGAAAAGAGAUACUUCAGCUUAGACAUAAUAAUAAGUGAUUUAUUAUUCAGGGCUUCUUGGACUGAAAUGUCACUAGAACAUGGAUCAUGUUACUCCUAAUCCAGUGGAUACAAACAGUGCCAGGAACAGUGUUUUAUAGCACUCUGAAAACAUUUGAUAACUAUAUUAAAAUUAAUAAAAUGAGAGAUUGCUGCUCAACACCAAAAUUCAUAUGACUCUUUUUCUGAACCUCAGAGUAUAAAAGGAUUGCCAUGUUGAUAGAUUCUCUUAUGUCCAAACGUCUUAUGGGUUGGAGAAAAAUACUCAUCUGGAUUUUGAUUAAUGUUCAAUUUAUUAAUUUAAGGAACCAACUGACAUUCUUUAAGCAGCCAACAUUCCUCUAAUUAUUCAUAGAUGUGCAAAUAAUAAAUAAAAACUUAAGAAUUUCUAAAAUUAGAUAUCCCUACUCUUUUAAACACUGAUCAGAUUUAAAUACAUGUAAACAUUUCAUUAAAAUCACAAACCUAGGGCUUCCCUGGUGACACAGUGGUUAAG
This is a messenger RNA of Balaenoptera musculus (blue whale), 5158 nucleotides long. It is a transcript of the gene MRPS17, whose product is annotated as mitochondrial ribosomal protein S17. Gene Ontology annotation, molecular function: RNA polymerase II cis-regulatory region sequence-specific DNA binding; DNA-binding transcription repressor activity, RNA polymerase II-specific; structural constituent of ribosome. The transcript has 7 exons. Gene Ontology annotation, biological process: mitochondrial translation; negative regulation of transcription by RNA polymerase II. Lineage: Eukaryota; Metazoa; Chordata; Mammalia; Artiodactyla; Balaenopteridae. Gene Ontology annotation, cellular component: mitochondrial small ribosomal subunit; ribosome. The coding region runs from base 1050 to 2219 and encodes 389 amino acids. The record is from RefSeq and is a predicted model, not a curated record.